Castor canadensis (American beaver) is the source of this 1773-nucleotide messenger RNA. It is a transcript of the gene Popdc1, whose product is annotated as popeye domain cAMP effector 1. The record is from RefSeq and is a predicted model, not a curated record. NCBI's taxonomy places the organism in Eukaryota, Metazoa, Chordata, Mammalia, Rodentia, Castoridae. Gene Ontology annotation, molecular function: cAMP binding. Gene Ontology annotation, cellular component: sarcolemma. Gene Ontology annotation, biological process: skeletal muscle tissue development; striated muscle cell differentiation; heart development.
UGAAGGUUCUGGUUCUCAUUUCCUACCCCGGUUUCUCUCUCCGCUUCCCGAGUUAUCCCGUGGGGAAGAACAAACCCGGGGGCGCCGCGAUGCCGCCCGCCCCCACUCAUGCCCAAGCAAGGACGCGGGAUUGAGAAGAAAUCGGAGCAAGGAGGACGACAGCGCGCGUUUCGAACCCGCAGCGAAGGUGUGCGGACUCCGCCAGCAGCAGGACCGGCGGGCGUGCGGACCUUGCCUUGCCCCGGGCUCCGCCCGCCGGGAGCGCGUGCGGCCGGCGCGUGCGCGGUGCGGCCCAGCCCGGGUCACCACCGUCGCGAUGCCUAUUUUAGUCAAAGCCGCCGCGGGCGCGGGGACUGGCCCGACCGAGACUCGUGCCCGUCCGUGGAGUCGUCACGUCCGUGUCCGGGGUGUCCCCGGUGUCCCGCGCCGCCCGGGCUGCGUGCCUCGGACAAGCCAGGAAUUUUCAACAUGAAUUAUACAGAAUCCAUCCCACUGACAGAAUCAACUGUACUAGGUUUUACAUCUGAGUUAGAAAGUAUCAUACCUGUGCCUUCCAAUGAGACCACUUGUGAAAACUGGAGAGAAAUACAUCAUCUAGUUUUUCAUGUAGCAAAUAUUUGUUUUGCAGUUGGUUUGAUUCUUCCAACUACUCUUCACCUUCAUAUGAUACUUCUUAGAGGGAUGUUAACCAUAGGAUGUACCCUUUAUAUUGUCUGGGCCACUCUCUACCGAUGUGCCUUGGAUGUAAUGAUCUGGAACUCUGUGUUCUUGGGUAUCAACAUUUUGCAUCUUUCAUAUCUUUUGUACAAGAAAAGACCGGUCAAGAUUGAAAGGGAACUCAGUGGUAUCUACCGGAGAUUGUUUGAGCCACUCCGUGUGUCUCCAGAUUUGUUCAGAAGAUUAACUGGGCAGUUUUGUAUGAUCCAAACCUUGAAGAAAGGCCAGACUUAUGCUGCAGAGGAUAAAACCUCAGUUGAUGACCGUCUGAGUAUUCUCCUGAAGGGAAGGAUGAAGGUCUCCUAUCGAGGACAUUUUUUGCAUAACAUUUACCCCUGUGCCUUUAUAGAUUCUCCUGAAUUUAGGUCAACCCAGAUGCACAAAGGUGAAAAAUUUCAGGUCACCAUUGUUGCAGAUGACAACUGCAGAUUUUUAUGUUGGUCAAGAGAGAGAUUAACUUACUUUUUGGAAUCAGAGCCUUUCCUGUAUGAAAUAUUUAGGUAUCUUAUAGGAAAAGACAUUACCAAUAAGCUCUACUCAUUGAAUGAUCCCACCUUAAAUGAUAAAAAGGCCAAAAAGUUGGAGCAUCAGCUCAGCCUUUGUGCACAGAUCUCCAUGCUGGAAAUGAGGAACAGCAUUGCCAGCUCCAGUGAUGGUGAAGAUGGCUUUCACCAGUUUCUGCGGGGCUCCUCCAGCUUGUCUUCUCUUCAUGUGUCCUCUCCACACCAGCGAGCCUCUGCCAAGAUGAAGCCAAUACAGGAAGGGGUAGAAGAUGACGAUGAGGUCUUUGAACCAGUGUCUCCAAAUAAAUUUACAGUCCAUCAGUUGCCUUGAUCAGAAUUCAGCUACCAAGAUGGAAACUGUCCUGAGAGAUCCUGAGGACACCAGCACUGUUUCAUGGCUUUUGGUUUCUCUGCUUCAAGAGGCUAGGGGCAGGAAAGCAAGAAAGGGUCAAAGAUGGAACAGUUAUUUUACCUGUCCUUUUUACUGGUCAGUGUUUUAAGUUUUACUGAGCCUUCUGACUAAACUUCAUUCUAGUUUAAGAUGGAUAUUUUC